AGCAGCGAAGGGAAACGGGGAGGGAGGAGGGAGGUGUGGCCUCAGAGGGUGACAGCCGCGGGGCGGGGCCCAGGGAGCUUGUCAGCGCGAGGCCAGGCCGUUUGGUUCAUCAGUGAGUGGAGGAGUGCGCGCGGGACUGAGCGAGUGGCUGCAGCAACCGCGAGCUUCGGAAUCCAGAGGAAGCACCAGCGAGAGGGCAGGAGCUGAAGAGAAGGAGAGCCCCCGCAGCCGCCGCCAAGCGAGGAGCGGCCUGGGCCGGCGGCGAGGAAAAAGGAGGGGGGGGGAAGGAAGGAAGGAAAGAAGGCGGGCGCCUGUGCGAGGGGCUACGUGAGGGCAGCCGGCGAGUGGGUGGGGCCUCGCUCGCUGUAUCUUCGCCGCCGCGGCUGCUGGUUGGAGGAAGCCUCUUCCUUCUUCUCUCUCCUCCGCCCGCUGACGACCCCUUGCGCUUCUCCCUUCCCUGUGACCCGGCGGGGAUGGCGGUGCUGGAUCUGGCCCUGGAGGGACUCGCCAUCUUCGGGCUCAGCCUCUUCGUGAUGCUGUGGCUCAUGCACUUCAUGUCCAUCAUCUACACGCGUCUUCAUCUCAACAAGAAAGCAACAGACAAACAACCAUAUAGCAAGCUUCCAGGUGUUUCACUUCUGAAGCCUCUAAAGGGUGUUGAUCCGAAUCUCAUCAACAAUUUGGAAACCUUCUUUGAGCUGGAUUAUCCAAAAUAUGAAGUACUUCUUUGUGUACAAGACCAUGAUGAUCCUGCCAUCGAUGUUUGUAAAAAGCUCCUUGGCAAAUAUCCCAAUAUUGACGCAAGACUAUUUAUAGGUGGUAAAAAGGUUGGGAUUAAUCCAAAGAUCAACAAUUUAAUGCCUGCAUAUGAAGUUGCCAAGUAUGACCUCAUAUGGAUCUGUGACAGUGGCAUUAGAGUAACGCCAGAUACGCUAACUGAUAUGGCCAAUCAAAUGACAGAAAAAGUUGGACUGGUCCAUGGCUUGCCCUAUGUGGCAGAUAGACAGGGCUUUGCUGCCACUCUAGAACAGGUAUAUUUUGGCACUUCCCAUCCAAGAACAUAUAUUUCUGCCCAUGUAACUGGUUUCAAAUGUGUAACGGGAAUGUCUUGUUUGAUGAGAAAAGAUGUCUUGGACCAAGCUGGAGGACUUAUAGGAUUUGCACAGUACAUUGCUGAGGAUUACUUUAUGGCCAAAGCAAUAGCUGACAGAGGCUGGAAAUUUGCAAUGGCCACACGAGUUGCGAUGCAGAACUCUGGUUCCUAUUCCAUUUCCCAGUUUCAAUCCAGAAUGAUCAGAUGGGCCAAGCUACGGAUCAACAUGCUUCCAGCUACAAUAAUCUGUGAGCCAAUCGCAGAGUGCUUUGUUGCAAGUUUAAUUAUUGGAUGGGCAGUUCACCAUGUGUUCAAAUGGGAUAUAAUGGUAUUUUUUAUGUGUCACUGUUUGGCAUGGUUUAUCUUUGACUACAUUCAACUCAGGGGUGUCCAGGGUGGUGCUCCAUGUUUUUCAAAACUUGACUAUGCAGUAGCAUGGUUCAUCAGAGAAUCUAUGACGAUAUACAUCUUCCUCUCAGCCUUGUGGGAUCCUACUAUUAGCUGGAGGACAGGACGCUACAGGUUACGUUGUGGAGGCACUGCAGAGGAGAUCCUUGAUGUAUAGCUGUAGCGUUGUGACUGUGUAUCAAGAAAAGAAACAAAAAAAGGAGAAAAAGUAUUAUAAAUUAUGUUUAUAUAAAUGCUUUUAAAAGAUCUACCUUCAAUAGUUUUAUUACCUGUAUGUUUUCAUAUCUGUUCUUUAAUUUAUUUUGCAUGACACUUGCAUCUGUGAAAAAUGUACAUCUGUAGUCUUGGCCAAAUGGUACCUUUAUUUCGUAUACAAAAUCAAAUCAAGAGAAUUGGUUCCAAGAUUCAUUUUCCGUAGGAAUGUUCUGCAGCAAACAGUUUUUCUUUCAGUAUAGUAAAAGGCUCUCUGAUAUAGGUUGUCCAUGUGAAUUGUUAAUCAAAGGAUAUAAUUGACUGGGAACAACUUCUGGGAGGUACGCAAGGGCAGAGCUAUGAAUUUGUCCAAAUAGCCUUCUGGUCAUUGGAUUGUAUCUAUUGAAAGACCAACAACUUUUAAUAGAAGUACAGUUAGCUUUGGAAACCACAAGCGCUGGGGCACAAGGAGAGAAGCUUUCUAGAUUAUCUAAAUGCCUACCUCUUGAGGUUGCUGCAGAGCAACUAUAAAUAAAUAGGUGACUAGGCCAUGUGCGCGUGCACACACGUACACACACAAACACGAAAGUGGGGUGUGUGUGUUUGUGUACACAUAUAAACAAACUAAUUUUGGCCUCAUUGCAGUGAGCCAAAAAUGGACAGAGUUGAUGUGGCUGUGGGAAGAAUUAAUGGUUAGGUAUGCCUAGAGGGCAUCUUUUGGCCAACUCUAAUUGGUUCUGUCUUGAACCAUUUUUAAUCACUGUGCUGUAAUUAGCUAGGCUAAUCUCCUUCAUUUUCAUCUUUGUUUUUUUAAAGGGGUGUUUCUGUUUCCAUGUGAGUGAAUGUUUGAUAGUUAUAGGGGAGGGGGAAUACAUUUCAGAAACAUUUCACACAUUAACUAUUUUCUUACACAGUCUGUUCUUAAGAAUGUAAUUUCAUGAUGCAGGUGUUUAGUAUAUUUUUAAGUGGGCAUAGGUCUGUCUCUCCACUAGUCAUCCUUAACUAUCAAAUUGCAAUAGAUACUUGUCAGUAUAUUAAAAAGGCAAGUUGAGUUUGCUGUUACUGAUAUUAAAUUGUAAGCUUUAACUAUCAAACUAGUUCUACUCUGCUUUUUUCCUUCUUCGGUUAAUCUAGUCUUUCAACUGGGUUUUUGUAUUCAAAUUGUAAUGGCUAAAAAAGACUAGAUUAUAACCAAGUUGUAAAUGCAUGCAGUCUCUUACCCUCUCUCUUCCUAUUUCUUUUUUCUGCAACCUUGCUGUGGGAUGGCUCUUAAUGUGGUGAACUGGACUUGGUUAAAGCACACUGAUCACAAAGCAAAACUGAGAAGGGCACUGCAUAAGCCUUUUGUGUUUUUUAUAAUGUAUUUUUGCUGCUUUUUCUUCCAAAUGGGCAUGGCAUGUUAUCACUAUAACAGUCUCUUGCUAAGUGCAUUGCCAAUAUGGCAGCUUUAAAUUCUAAGUUAUAACACUUCUGUGACAAAAAGCAUAAUGUGUAGCAUAUUAGCAAUAACUAUGAGUAUUUACAGAAAAGGACAGUUUUCCAGUUUACUGAGCCAGUCCAUUGUCUGGUGUACACACACAAUGUAAAGUAAUAGUGUGCAUGCAGACACAUCCAAUGAAACAUUACCCCAGACUCAAAUCCUUCAUACCAUGUCCACUUUGUUUGCCUUAUGACAUUACAGAAUUUGUUUUGAAGGGCAUCUUUCUUCAUGAACAAAGGCAAUGCGUGUUCCAUUCUUCAUAUGUGAAUCAGGAAGAACUGCUUUUUGGGGAAAGUUACACAGUGCAAACCUGUCUGGUUAUGACCCACUCAAGCUUAUUUUUUAUCUUCAUUGCUGUUUAAUUUUGCUUAUAAUGUUUGUAUUUUUAUUUUGUGGAGUUUGGUUGAUGCCAUCUGUUGCACUGCUAAAGUGAAGCUUUGCUGUAUAGCUUGAUGCUGAUCACCAUGUGAGCAGUGUAACAGAAAAACCAAAGGCUGGACAGACUUCAGUGUGUGUGUGUAUGUGUGGUUUUUUUUAAUGUGUCGUAGCUAUGAAGAAUUACUUAAAUAUAUAUAUAUAUUGCAUUAGUGAAACCUUUAUCAUUAAAGGAAACUGAUGCUUCACUUAAGUGAGCAACUUGAUUUCUUAUAUAAGAAGUCUGGGUUGAUUAUGAAAUGGAAAUAAAUACUUUGCAAAUAUUGUAGGAGGGUACUGUGACAGAGCAGAACAAAGGUUCAAAAUGGCUAAUUUAAAAUUUGUCUAUCAACAUGUCAAGUAUACCAUGUUUAUUUAAAAUCAUUGUCUUGUUUUUGUUUAAAAAUAAAUUUUGAAUACAAUCAA
This is a messenger RNA of Hemicordylus capensis (graceful crag lizard), 4013 nucleotides long. It is a transcript of the gene UGCG, whose product is annotated as UDP-glucose ceramide glucosyltransferase. The record is from RefSeq and is a predicted model, not a curated record. Gene Ontology annotation, molecular function: ceramide glucosyltransferase activity. The transcript is spliced from 9 exons. NCBI's taxonomy places the organism in Eukaryota, Metazoa, Chordata, Lepidosauria, Squamata, Cordylidae. Gene Ontology annotation, biological process: glucosylceramide biosynthetic process. Bases 474 to 1658 code for a protein of 394 amino acids. Gene Ontology annotation, cellular component: membrane.